Chenopodium quinoa (quinoa) is the source of this 2006-nucleotide messenger RNA. RefSeq lists its product as uncharacterized. Bases 136 to 1461 code for a protein of 441 amino acids. The transcript is spliced from 4 exons. NCBI's taxonomy places the organism in Eukaryota, Viridiplantae, Streptophyta, Magnoliopsida, Caryophyllales, Amaranthaceae. The record is from RefSeq and is a predicted model, not a curated record.
UCAUCUUGAACUUAACAUUACAAUACCACUUAUCAAACAAGCCCUUACGAGUACUAAACUAUCCAUAUAAAAACCCCCUAGACCCAAAUAAACAUUCUUACACCCUCUUCUCUUCUUUCAUCUUUCUCCCCAAAAAUGGGGGAUGAUGCAACCCCAACACAUAGCUUAAUACCAAAAUCCCAAAAUCCCAGAAAAUCAUUCAAUCGAUUACUUUCGCACGCCCAUGAUGAAUUGCACGGCUUUCGUUCUUACCUUCGAUGGAUGUGCGUUGAUCAAUCAAACAUUUACACAGCAAUUUUAUCAUGGUCCGUUUUUCUUAUAUUUGCAAUUCUAGUCCCUGCAUUCUCCCAUUUUUACCUCGCUUGCCCUUCUUGCGACGCCACGCACGACCGCCCUUACGACACGGUCGUGCAACUCUCUCUCUCCACCGUUGCGACGCUUUCGUUUGUUUGUCUUACACAGUAUGUACGGAAGUACGGUCUUCGAAGGUUCUUGUUCUUUGAUAAGCUUGUUGAUGAGAGUGAUUCUGUUAGACAUCAUUACACUACCCAGGUCUAUGGAUCACUGAAGAUAUUAUCUGUCUUUGUUCUCCCAUGCUUUUUAGCCGAAUGUGCCUACAAAAUCUGGUGGUAUGCUUCUGGUGCCUCCCAAAUUCCGUUCUUGGGUAACAUCAUUUUGAGUGACAUUGUAGCAUGCUCAUUGGAGCUGAUAUCAUGGCUUUAUCGGACAUUAGUCUUCUUCCUGGUCUGCAUUCUCUUCCGUCUGAUCUGCUACCUUCAGAUCCUGCGGCUCAAGGACUUUGCCAACGUGUUCCAGGAAGAUUCAGAUGUCAUGUCUGUUUUGAUGGAGCACCUUCGGAUUAGGAGGCACUUGAGGAUCAUAAGCCAUCGUUAUCGUUCAUUUAUCUUAUUGGCAUUGGUUUUAAUCACUUCGAGCCAAUUUGCUGCCUUGCUGUACACUACCAAAAACCAUUCAAAUAUGAGCAUCUUCAGAGUUGGAGAACUUGCACUAUGCUCCAUUACUCUAUUGACCGGGAUUGUGAUAAUACUACAAAGUGCCACAAAGAUAACACACAAAGCUCAAGCAAUCACCUCCCUUUCCGCGAAAUGGCAUGUGUGCGCGACAGUUGAGUCCUUUGGUACCACCUCUGAGACUGAAACACCCGUAGCCCAGACCAGCAGUGGAGGAAGCCCAGGUUUCUUUGAUUCGAGGAGCAGUCAUUCAGAUGACGAUGAGGCAGGGGAUGAGGAGGAUGAUGUUGACAACACCAAGUUUCUCCCUGCUUAUGCCUAUAGCUCAAUCGGUUUCCAGAAACGACAAGCUCUAGUGACAUAUUUUGAGAACAACAAAGCUGGAAUCACAGUUUACGGAUUUAUGUUAGAUAGGACUUGGCUCCAACUCAUUUUUGGUAUCGAGUUAUCUUUAGUACUUUGGCUACUCGGAAAAACAGUUGGUAUUUAAAAGACAAGAACAUCCUCAUUGGCGCGUAAUAUUAUAUACAAACUUUGAUUCUUUGACCUUAUACGGUCCUUGAUUUCCUUACAAGCUUUCUCUUGCUGGCCUCUUCUUCCCUGGCCUCUGUCACUUCCGGAGAAAGUGAAUGAGUCGAGGGAGCUAGCAUAAGACUGAUUUUACAGUCUCGAUUAGGACCUCAUCAUGCAAAUAGAUACUACUACGUAUUGAAGUACAGUUAGUUUCACCAUUUUGUGCACUUAAUGUGAUGAUUCUUUUACAACAUCCAUAUGUAUGUAGAUUCUAUGAAUAUGUUUUGGUUUCUUUCUUGUACUUAGCUCGUUCACAGCAUCUACGACCUGUACUUGACUAUUUUCAUUUGGGGGAGCUUAUUGGCUUUUCUUCAUGGCACUUAGCCUCUUAUUUUUUUAUUUAUUGGUGUAAUUUAUUUGGGAAGAGUGGUUAUUUUGUAUGUUGUAAUUUAUAUUGAGUACCAGUAAUAGUAUAGUGCAUCAUAUUUGUUCUUUCGUUUUUGCAACUUGGAGUUUCUCUCA